Messenger RNA from Clonostachys solani, 492 nucleotides. The record is from the annotation of a GenBank genome assembly. Lineage: Eukaryota; Fungi; Ascomycota; Sordariomycetes; Hypocreales; Bionectriaceae.
AUGGACCACCACGCUCACAUGAAUCACGGUGAUAUGGAUCAUGGCGACAUGGACCAUGGAGACGGAGGCAUGAAAGAUAUGUGCAACAUGAACAUGCUGUUCACCUGGGACACCAACUACCUCUGCAUCGUCUUCCGCCAAUGGCACGUCCGGUCUACAUCAUCCCUGAUCUUCUCCCUCCUCGCCGUCGUCCUCAUCGGCAUCGGCUACGAAGCCAUCCGCGCCUUCUCCCGCCGCUACGAGCUCGCCUCAUCCAAGCGCGUCGAUUCCCUACCGAGUGUCCUUGACUCCGUUACUGAAUCAACACCCUUCCUCCCCGCAGGACAAAGCCAGGCCCAGCUCGGCCAGCGGACCCACGUCGUCAAGGGCGCCCUGCUCCUGUUCAUGACGUACAACGGCUGGGUCAUGAUCGCUGUUACCCUGGGCGCGUUCUUUGGAUACCUCAUUUUUGGAAAGUCAUCUUCUGCGACCAAGGAGAACGCCUGCCACUAA